Messenger RNA from Tetrahymena thermophila SB210, 2076 nucleotides. Its product is annotated as transmembrane protein, putative. The transcript has 2 exons. The record is from RefSeq and is a predicted model, not a curated record. NCBI's taxonomy places the organism in Eukaryota, Ciliophora, Oligohymenophorea, Hymenostomatida, Tetrahymenidae.
AUGAAUGUAGAACUAACAAAUAAUAUUCAAAUAAAAUAAUAUUUUGAAGAUCUAAUAGUCUCUCAAGACUAAAAUAUAAGAAAUAAUUCACUCGAAGAUAUCCACGAUGAUUAAAAUCCCCAAAGCCAAUUUAGAGAAUUAGAAAUAUUACCCAAAAAUGUUUUAUCAUAAAGGGAUACAAUAUAAGAUAAAGAUAUUGAGAUUGAUCUAUAAAAAAAAAAAUCAAGCAAAAAUCAUGAAACUUACUCUCAAUAAAACUCUGCUAAGUCCCCAGCAAAGUCUUCAUAAAUGCCUAGAUCUUCAUAAAAUUCUUUUAAUUCAAAAACACAUAAUGAUGGUGACAAAAAAUUUUUGAAAAAGCUAUUAAAACUAGAUAAUUAAUAAAACAAAAAAUGGUACCACUAUGCUAUUGUUGCUAUUAAAUUCGCACUAAUUUAGCUUGCAAGUCCUAUCUUUUUGAUAGCUUCAAUUUUUCAAAAUUAAAAAAAAUAACUCCCAAACUAUACAAUAAAACAAAAGUGCAUUUUAUUUACAUUUUAAUUCUACUUUCUGGCCUCAUCAAUCUCUUUAUGGAUAGUGAUAAUCAAUUUUAUUUACAUAUUAUCAGUUAGACCUAUGAGUUAUAAUGAAUCUGUUGAUUUGGUAAAUGAUUAUAACAAAGUAUUUAUGUACUUUGCUAUCAUUUGUGUUGCUUUUGCUAUCUUAGAUUCUUCCAUUUUCAAAAACAGCUCUCUUUUUUAUAUCAUGUUCUAGUCUCUACAUAUUUAUUCAAGUACAAAUAUCCCAAAGAUUAUGAAGCAGCUCUUUAUUUCAGAAUAUGCCUUUGUUUUUUAGUUCUUUGAAUAUCCUUAUGAAGAAGAGAGUAAGGUUAAGCAAAAGUAAAAGGUCAAAAAAAUUUUUUUGAACCAGAAUGAUAAAAAAUCUUUUUUCUUUAAUAAGACUUAAUAACAAAUAUAUUAUUCUGGACUGAAUUUAUGUCAAAAGAUUAUAUAAUAUGCUGAAAAAAAUAACGUUUUUAAUAAGCAAUUUGUAGUUUCCUAGUUAGCCCUGUCUUUAAUUUUAUACUUUAAAGCUUUUAUACCAGGAAUUUAUAGAUAUGCUUAAAAUGAAGGCUUUUCUGUUUAUAGUACUUAUUUAACUAUAGUUCCCUUUUUAUGUGUAGGCAAUUUGGCAUCUUACUUUGCUAGAACUCUUAAUUCACUUUAAGAUCUUAAUUUUAUUUAUGAUUACAACAGAGCUCUUUCUGCACUGAUAAGCUAUUGUUCAUAUCUUAAAUUAAAACCUAAAUAUAAAAUAAAUGUUCCAAGCAUCAAUCCAAUUGAUUUAAAAAGUAUUAAAACAUGGUCUCAAAUGAGGAGAUUGCUUAACGAGCUUAAAAAAGAAGAGACCAUCCCUAUAGAUCGAUGUACAAUUUUCCUAUUUGCUUACUUAAUAUUAGUUUUUCUUGCUGUGUUUUUAGGUAGAUUUUUUAAAGUAGUUGUUUUUGUGAAUUUAAUUAAUGAAAAGUAUCUUUUGCCCUAUUUUGCUUUAGAUGUUCUGCUUAUUUGUGGACUUUUUUGUUAAAGAGUGUACAAAUAAGUUAAAAUUAAUAAUUAAUUUAAGGAAUAAUACAAACUCUUGCAAAUGAUCAAGAAUUUUUUACAUAAAUUUUUUGCAUGCAGAAAACAAUUUAUAGAAAAAGAAGAUAUUGUUUUUUUAGAUAAGGAUAUUCAGUGGUUUUUCUACUCUCAAAUUAAUGUGAAUUAUAUAAACUGUUAAUUUUCCUUGUAGAAUUUUUAAUCUAAUUCAUAAGAAAGUCAAUCAUAAAGUUAAUAAAAUGAAGAUUAAAAUAAGAUUGAUCAUUUAAAAAAUAAAUAAAUUUAAGAUACAAAGUAAAAAGAAGAUUAUGACUUUUUAUAUUAUUCUAAGCUAAUAGGAUUGAUAGAUAACAUUUAGGAUGAACUUCAAUUAGAUAUAUUAUAGACACCUAUGAAAUUUUUAGGUUUAAUACCAAGUACAUAUGGAUUAUUAUAUACAUUUCUAUCUUUUACUGCUACAUUUAUUUACAUAUCAUUCUAUUUAUACUUAUCUGAAUGA